Molecule: messenger RNA, 2235 nt
Organism: Hermetia illucens (black soldier fly)
Lineage: Eukaryota; Metazoa; Arthropoda; Insecta; Diptera; Stratiomyidae
Product: tubulin glycylase 3A-like
Exons: 3
Coding region: 91-2076 (661 amino acids)
Biological process (GO): cilium movement; cilium assembly; protein polyglycylation
Cellular component (GO): cilium
Molecular function (GO): protein-glycine ligase activity, initiating
Source: RefSeq, a predicted model, not a curated record
UUCGUCUCCGUCAUCGUGCAAAUUUCCUUGUAAUUAUUAACAUUUGUAUUAUUCAAAAGUCAGUUAAGUUCGCACCGCAAUUGAUCUACAAUGACGCAAGUAGCCCCAAAGAACAAAUUUGAUUAUUCCGUUCAAUCUAACAUCCAUGAAGAGAAUUUGAGUUGCGAUAGGCAUUCAUCGUUGUCAGUAUCUCCAUUGAAAGAAAAUGUCUUAGAAGAAAUACAAAAUACGAAAAUGUGUAGCACAAUGGAGUUACCGGAAGAUCUCAGACGGGUUGUGGAGACGGUUUUGUCCGAAUCUUCCAAACCAAUGGCUCAAAUCAGAAUAGAUGAAUCUUUGGCAAAUAUACCCAAUGUGGAAAUCAAAGUAAACUUGGUAUCCCGGCCCCGUUUCGCUCUUUUAAAAAAGUAUUCGAAAACUGUUAUUCGAGAAAAAAAGGUUUUCAGAGUAAUUGGUCCGAAAUCGGUGGUAAUUGAUGUGCUCCAGAAGCGUGGAUGGAUACACGUUUUUGAAAGUCACUAUAAAAGCAAUAGGAAUUGCAAAUUCGACCUUAGUUAUUCGGAGGCCAUACUGUCUCUCCCUAACAUCAUUCCAGAUGAAGGAUUCUAUGAAUAUUGGAGUCGAUGUGAGAAAAUAAUAUUAUCUUUACUUUGCGUACAAGCGCCUAUAAAUUUAAUAUGGUCGAAUUUGAGAUGGGUAGACACGAAGCUCCUUAUUGCACUCAAUGAUCCAGACGUGAUACUGAACAAAAUCGGAGAACCUUAUUUCACACCAAAGAAUAUCCUUGCAAAAACCUUGCGCACCGGACAUUGGUUUUCUCAAACUGACGCUGCAAAGGUGCACUUUCCAAGGACAUAUCUAGUCUCUGAAGAAGUAGAACUGGAGAUUUUUGAAAACGAUUAUCACAUAACAGCUUGUUUAGGAUUUCUUAAAUUUAUCGUGGAAAAAACUGAGAAAGGAGGUAUCAAUAGUUUAUUCAACGAAUACGCAUGGCAUAUCCCUUUUUCCACAUUCGAAUUUGCCAUGAAGCAAGUUACCGAACUUGUGAAGUUCGACCGGGAUGACUCUGCAACUGGAAGAAAUAUCGUAAAAUGGGACUGGGAAUCAUUCAUUUCUUAUCAUCUACUACUCACAUCGCCAGGAAGCACAAUUAUACAGGCUCCACCAGGAAAAGAUAUUGAGAAAAUUAUUAGGAAAACUAAAAAAAUCAUCUCUGAAGUAAGUUUGGUUGCUCCUGACCGCAAUAUCGAUGGCAGUCGAAAUAUAUGGAUUUUGAAACCGAAACAUUCGCAAUGUGGCAAAGGCAUUGUUCUCUCGAAUAGAUUGGAUAACAUUAGACAAGCUGUAUCUAAAGAUUAUCUAGUGCAAAAGUAUAUAGAACGACCACUGUUGAUCCUCAAUGCCAAGGGUGACAUUCGGCAAUUCCUACUUGUGACCAGCAUAUUACCAUUAAAAAUUUGGAUGUAUAAGGAAUGCUAUGUGCGGCUCAGCACACAAGUCUUCAAUUUGGAUAAUUUAGACCCUGCCAUCCAUGUCACCAAUUUCAGUGUACAAAAAGACUACGUAGUUGAUCCACGUCGUAACCCACAGCUACCAACGUACAAUAUGUUGGACACUAAAUCAUUUCAGAGGUACCUUCAAAUCAUUGGUAAACCAAAGGCCUGGCGGCAGAGAAUUUAUCCAGGGAUGAAAAGGACAAUUAUAGCAUGUCUCCUAGCCAAUCAAGAACAUUUCAUACAAAAGCCUAAUAAUUUCGAAUUAUUUGGAGCCGACUUCAUUGUGGACGAGGACUGUACACCCUGGCUAUUGGAAAUCAACCAAAAUCCUCACUUGGCUCCGUCAACACCAGUUACGGCGAAAUUAUGUCCUCAAUUAGUAGAGGAUGUAUUUAAAGUGGUUUUAGAUCGGAAAGAAAAUCCCCGGGUAGACACAGGAAGUUUCGAACUUAUCUACAAUCAGUCCGUAACAUCCAUACCUCGGAAUAAAAAAUAUUUCUUCAUACAAGGGCAACGCUUUUCCCACGAUACCAUUCGACGCGAAAUGUACCAGCAUUUAGCGUCCUUAGCAAACCCUUAAUAGAAGUACCGCAAUAUUGUAUAUAUUAAAUGUCGUUGAAGAGAUGUGGGAAGUGGAGACGUUGCUUUAUGAUUUAAUAGGUAUAUCAUAUUUUAAUCGACAUACAUUUAUGUGGAACUUUUAACAUUUCUCAUUAUUUUAUCCACAUUUGUGGUCUAA